AUGGCUUCACCAGCGCCUUUACUGCGGCCGCCGAUUCCAGGCCAAGGCCGCCAGCAGUCUGCGAGCAGAGUGCCACGCUUGGGUUUGGCGAUACCUGCGUCUCCCAAUCAAAGGCCUGUGAACAGUACUGCAGCGCCGCCAAUGUCGGAAAACACUGGUGCCCUCCCACCGCUGGCGAUCCCAGCUCGACAGCAGCCGCCUAAACUCCAGCUGGCAACCCCGAUGGGCUCGUCACAAACCCCACAAGAGAAUGCACAAACUCGAAGAAGAGGACCGCCCCUACAAAUAGCUCCUGGACUGUCCGCGAGUGGAGGUAGCAGUGAUGAUUCUGCACAUAGCCGGACAGGCAGCUUUGGCGGGAGUACCACCAAUCCUACAUCGUCGGCAGCUUCGUCAUACUCGGCCCUCAACUUCAUGGAAAUGCUACGAGAUAACAAGGACCCACAAUCAGCGACAGGCUCGUUAUACAGCAGUAGCUCGGCACAUUCAGGUGUUGGGAUGGAGCGUGGGGACAGCAUGCAGGGUUUGCUGCCAGAUCUGGAGAAGUUGUCAUUGGAGAAGGGCCGGCCGCUGGAUGUGGAAGAUCUGGAUGAUGCUGGGUGGAAAGCGGCAAAGAAAGAAGGUCGUAUUCAAGAGUUGGGCAGCUUAGGUGAGGGUGCGGGAGGUGCAGUGACGCGAUGCAUAUUGAAAGGCGGCAAGACUGUUUUCGCAUUAAAGAUCAUCACGACCGACCCCAAUCCGGACGUGAAGAAACAAAUCGUUCGUGAGCUCUCGUUCAACAAAUCUUGCGCCUCGGCACAUAUCUGCCAAUACUACGGCGCCUUCAUGGACGACACGAGUGGGACUAUUGGUAUCAGCAUGGAGUUUUGCGAAGGUGGAUCGCUUGAUAGCGUAUACCGAGAAGUCAAAAAGCUUGGAGGCAGAACUGGCGAGAAGGUGCUGGGCAAGGUGGCCGAAGGCGUUCUCAACGGACUUACGUACCUUCACGGCCACCGCAUCAUACACCGAGACAUCAAACCUUCAAAUAUCCUGCUCACACGAAAAGGAGAGGUGAAGCUUUGCGACUUUGGUGUGAGUGGAGAGUUCGGUACGAAAGGGGAUGCGAACACAUUCAUCGGGACCAGUUAUUAUAUGGCUCCGGAGCGGAUUACUGGCCAGAGCUAUACCAUCACCAGUGACGUCUGGAGUUUGGGCGUGACGCUACUGGAAGUCGCGCAACAUCGAUUCCCAUUCCCGGCCGACGGGACGGAGAUGAACCCCAGAGCUGGCCUCAUCGAUCUUUUGACAUAUAUCGUUCGCCAGCCAAUUCCUAAACUAAAGGACGAGCCCGAGAACAGUUUAACAUGGAGCCCCAAUUUCAAGUACUUCAUUGAGUGCUGUCUUGAAAAGGAUUCCACAAGGAGAGCAACACCUUGGCAUAUCAUGAAGCAUCCUUGGAUGGUCGAAAUGAAGACGAAACGGGUAGACAUGACACAGUUCUUGAAGACGGUCUGGGAUUGGCCGGAGAAGACUGACGAGUAG
Molecule: messenger RNA, 1521 nt
Organism: Zasmidium cellare ATCC 36951
Lineage: Eukaryota; Fungi; Ascomycota; Dothideomycetes; Mycosphaerellales; Mycosphaerellaceae
Exons: 3
Coding region: 1-1521 (506 amino acids)
Biological process (GO): protein phosphorylation
Molecular function (GO): protein kinase activity; ATP binding
Source: RefSeq, a predicted model, not a curated record